Molecule: messenger RNA, 1773 nt
Organism: Gopherus evgoodei (Goodes thornscrub tortoise)
Lineage: Eukaryota; Metazoa; Chordata; Testudines; Testudinidae
Product: amyloid-beta A4 precursor protein-binding family B member 1-like
Exons: 8
Coding region: 13-1560 (515 amino acids)
Biological process (GO): regulation of DNA-templated transcription
Cellular component (GO): nucleus; cytoplasm
Molecular function (GO): transcription factor binding; amyloid-beta binding
Source: RefSeq, a predicted model, not a curated record
GUACCCGGGGCCAUGUCAUGGCCGCUGAGCCAGAGGAGCGACUUGGCCAAUGACAACAGCUGCCCAGGGCUGAGUUUGGUGCUGCGGGUGCCACACAGUGAGCUUCUGAACGGCACGCUGCCGUGCCAAGCCUCGCCCCCAGAGCACCUCCCCUGCACCUGCCGUGCUCAGCAGGGUGCCCUGGGGCCAGGACCGCCAUCUAGGGAGGAGCCCGCCAAUGUCAAGUGGGUGAAGGACGGGCAGAACCAGCUGCGCCAGGCGGCCGAGCAGGACCAGAACCGCAAUGAGCUUGGCCCCCUCGCCACGGUGCUGCUCAGUGACCUGCCGCGGGGGGGCCCGGAGGAGGAGGAGGAGGAGGAUGGUGACUCCACCCCAGUACAGAGUGACCCCAUCACGGCCGAGUCAGAGCAGAGCUUGGAGCGCGGGUCCCGCGAGCACGGCAAGAGUGCCAGCCUGCUCUUCGGCCCACGGGCCAGCGCCGCCAGUGACGAGGACUCCAGCUGGGCCACGCUGAGCCAGGGCAGCCCGGCUGGAAGCUCCCCCGAUGACACAGACGCUGCCUGGGCCCGCAACGCCUUCGAGACGGACUCGGACCUACCUGCUGGAUGGGUGAGGGUGCAGGAUGCCUCGGGCACCUACUACUGGCACAUCCCCACGGGCACCACGCAGUGGGAGCCGCCCACAGACCUGGGCCAGGUCGAGGGGGGCCGUGGCCCCGAUCGUGACUCCCAGGGGAAUACGCCCACUGAGGAGCAGCAGGCCACGACCCCUACUGGCUGGUUUCUGUCCCGCUCUCUGCAGCUCACCUGGACGGGCUUUGUGGAGGCCGAGCGCUUGGCGGAUGCCGAGGGCAGGAAGGACGUCCCGUCGGAAGAGGAGACCCUGGAGCUCGGGCAGCAGGACUUGGAGCAACCCACCCUGCACCUGGCACUGCUGAGCCUCAGAGCGCCGAAAGCCAAGGAACAGAUGCUGCAUCUGGGCUCGCCCCUGGGCUCCAAGAGCUUCCCGGUGCGGUCGCUGGGCUGGGUGGAGAUGAGCGAGGAGGAGCUGGCGCCAGGCAAGAGCAGCGCGGCCGUGAACUCCUGCAUCCGCCAGCUGGCCGGCCGCGGGGUCCCCCCGCCGGGGGGCUGGGACCAGGGCCGGGCCAUGCUGCUGCUCCUGGACCACGAGACGCUGCGGCUGCUGGAGCCAGUGGAGCGGACGCUGUUGCAUGCCCAGCCCGUGGCCAGCAUCCGCGUGUGGGGCGUCGGCCGGGACGAUGGCAGGGACUUUGCCUAUGUGGCCCGGGACCCACUGACUCAGAUGCUGAAAUGCCACGUCUUCCGGUGUGAGACACCAGCCAAGCUCAUUGCCACCAGCCUGCAGGCCGUCUGCUCCCAGGUGAGACCCCCCCCAACCUCCCUGGGCCCCCCCGAACCUCCCCAACUUCCCCCCCAUCGCCACCAGCCUGCAGGCUGUCUGCUCCCAGGUGAGACCCCCCAACCUCCCCGGGCCCCCCCCGAGCCCUCCCAACUUCCCCCCCCAUUGUCACCAGUCUGCAGGCCGUCUGCUCCCAGGUGAGACCCCCCAACCUCCCCGGGCCCCCCCCGAGCCCUCCCAACUUCCCCCCCAUCGCCACCAGCCUGCAGGCUGUCUGCUCCCAGGUGAGACCCCCCCAACCUCCCCAGGCCCCCCCGAAUCCUCCCAACUUCCCCCCCAUCGCCACCAGCCUGCAGGCCGUCUGCUCCCAGGUGAGACCCCCCCAACCUCCCUGGGCCCCCCCCGAACCUCCCC